Molecule: messenger RNA, 968 nt
Organism: Copidosoma floridanum
Lineage: Eukaryota; Metazoa; Arthropoda; Insecta; Hymenoptera; Encyrtidae
Product: rRNA-processing protein UTP23 homolog
Cellular component (GO): small-subunit processome
Source: RefSeq, a predicted model, not a curated record
ACCGACCUGAUGGUAACCACCUAGCAGAAGCAUAAAGAUGCCUCGUCUGCUACACUAGGUACAACACUGUAUUUCUCUCGUGACUUGUGUGACAUCGUAAAUUAUACAGGGUAUUCAGUAUAAAUAAUUUAAAAUGAAGGUCAAAAGAUAUAAGAAAGCUCAAAAGAUUCUUCAUUUUUACGUAAAUAAUUAUGGUUUUCACGAACCCUACCAAGUUUUGAUAGACGGGACGUUUGCCAAGUCAGCACGUGACCAUAAAGUUCAAAUUGCCGAGCAAUUAACUCAGUACUUGCACACGAAGCUCAAACUUUUGACGACGCCGUGUGUUAUUACGGAAAUGGAAAAACUGGGACCUGCUCUCAAAAGUGCAUUUUUCAUUUUGAAACAAUUCGGGGUACACAAGUGUGGUCACGCCAAAAAUCCUGUGACAGGUUCAGAAUGUUUACUUUCCAUGGUGGGAUCCAACAAUAAGUCCAGAUACAUGGUGGCUACACAGGACAAAGAUCUUCAAGCGAAAUUAGUUGACUUGUCUGGGGUUCCGCUUUUGUAUUUACAUGGUCAGGUACCAACCAUGAAACCUCCAUCUAAAACGAGUCAGUCGUUUGCCGAAAAAUUGAUUCAAGAAACUGCAGGAAUGACCGAAGAGCAAGAAAAAAUAAUAAAGGAAAUGAAAGUCAAGUGCGGUUUAGAAAAAGACACUGUUGAUAUCAAGAAAAAGAAGAAAAAGGGUGGUCCAAAUCCUUUAAGUUGCAAGAAAAAGAAAAAAGAGAACGUUCACAUUAAUAAUGCAAGUGAAAACAAAGCGAAAAUAGGUAAAGUGCAUAAGAAAAAAAGGAUAAAAAUAGCAUCUCAUAUUAAAGAAGCUUUGAAAGCGAGUGUGUAAACGUAUAUACACAUCUAAAUAAGGUUUAGCAUGAUAUUGUAAAUAUAAAAUAACGAAACAUUCGUGUAUAGAAAAAAUUUUACAU